GAGCCUGUGAAGGGGGUGUUGCUAACCAGCCGGCCCAGGCCAGUGUAGGGGAGCUUUUAGGGCCGGGAGUCACGUGCUGGGUCCCCCGGAAGAGGAGGCGCUGCUUUCCGGGGCUGGCUUGGCGUCUCUGGGGGGCGUGGUCAGCAGCUGCCCCUCAGGAGGGAGAGGGUCUGCGGUGCUCAUCCGCUGAACGCAGAUUGGGUAGCCCCAGGCCAGCGCUAGAGGAGCAGCAGGAGGAGGAGCGGAGGCAGGGAGGUGGGAGGAGCGUGCGCAGAGGCGUGGGAGGCCUGAGGAGUAAGCGGCUGGACGUGGACCCUGAGAGCCACUGGCAGGGAGGUGGGGGUCUUCCCAGUUGGGAAGACACCGUGGCCCCGGUGCCCUACGAGACGCUGAACAAACGCUUUCGCGCCGCUCAGAAGAACAUUGACCGGGAGACGAGCCACGUCACCAUGGUGGUGGCCGAGCUGGAGAAGACACUGAGCGGCUGCCCUGCCGUGGACUCCGUGGUCAGCCUGCUGGACGGCGUGGUGGAGAAGCUCAGCGUCCUCAAGAGGAAGGUUGGUCCCGCCCGGCGGUCCCUCUUUGGCCGGGGGCACGGACACCCCUUUUGUCUUGAAACUGAGGCCUAAGACAGGCAAGCUGCUAUGGUGGGAAUGUGGGAGGUGUGGUUGGGGGCCCUCUUCCCUGCUGCUUGCCUUCUGGGGCCACUGUCGGCUGAGCAGGCCAGCUUGCUGUUCCUGUAGGGACCGUGUUGUCUCGUUCCAGGAAUGUCCAGAGCCCAGGCCACAGGGAGGCCAGGAUGUACAGCAGGUUGAUUGAUU
Messenger RNA from Chlorocebus sabaeus (green monkey), 821 nucleotides. NCBI's taxonomy places the organism in Eukaryota, Metazoa, Chordata, Mammalia, Primates, Cercopithecidae. The record is from RefSeq and is a predicted model, not a curated record.